Seriola aureovittata is the source of this 3554-nucleotide messenger RNA. Its product is annotated as splicing factor U2AF 65 kDa subunit-like. Gene Ontology annotation, molecular function: pre-mRNA 3'-splice site binding; poly-pyrimidine tract binding. The record is from RefSeq and is a predicted model, not a curated record. Gene Ontology annotation, biological process: mRNA processing. NCBI's taxonomy places the organism in Eukaryota, Metazoa, Chordata, Actinopteri, Carangiformes, Carangidae. Gene Ontology annotation, cellular component: nucleus; nuclear speck; U2AF complex. The transcript has 11 exons. The coding region runs from base 117 to 1517 and encodes 466 amino acids.
UCCGGGAGAUUUUCUGUGGCUUUUUGCUGCACUGACAGCGGUCCUUCCAGGUUUAUCCUUCCUUCUUCACACAAGCUACACCUGCGAUAUUUUUACACAGCAACAGAACCGCUAUAAUGUCGGAUUUCGAGGAAUUUGAGAAGCAGCUGAGCGAGAAUCGACAAGAGCGAGAACGAGAGAGACACAAAAAGAGGAGUCGCAGUGGAUCUGCGGGCCGAGGAGACAAACAUCGCAGCUGGAGCAAAGACAGAGGGAGCCGCAGCCGAGAGAAACGUAGCCGGAGCAGAGACAGGAAGAGCCGGGACCGCCGGAGCUCCUCCCGGGAUCACAAGAAGCACAGUCACUCUCCGAGGCGAACAAGAAAGAAAAGGACCUGCAAAUACUGGGAUGUGCCUCCUCCUGGCUUUGAACACAUCACACCAAUGCAAUAUAAAGCUAUGCAAGCGGCCGGGCAAAUACCAACAAUAGCUCUGCUGGCAACAUCCACCACGACUGGAGUGGCUGCAGCACCGACACAAGUGCCCAUAGUUGGCAGUCAGAUGACAAGACAAGCCAGACGCCUCUAUGUUGGAAAUAUUCCCUUUGGAGUGACUGAGGAGUCCAUGGCCGAGUUCUUUAAUGCUCAGAUGCGGCUUGCAGGCCUUUCACAAGCUCCAAGUAACCCUGUACUUGCUGUGCAGAUUAAUCAGGAUAAAAACUUUGCUUUCCUAGAGUUUCGGUCUGUAGACGAGACGACGCAGGCCAUGGCCUUCGAUGGAAUCAUUUUCCAGGGUCAGUCGCUGAAGAUUAGAAGACCUCAUGACUACCGACCUCUGCCCGGUAUCUCAGAGCAGCCAGCUUUCCACGUCCCAGGUGUCGUCUCCACCGUCGUUCCGGAUUCCCCCCAUAAACUGUUCAUAGGAGGCCUGCCAAACUAUCUGAAUGAUGACCAGGUGAAGGAGCUCUUGACAUCGUUCGGGCCGCUCAAAGCGUUCAAUCUAGUGAAGGACAGUGCCACGUCACUGUCAAAAGGUUACGCCUUUUGUGAAUAUGUGGACAUCAGCGCCACUGAUCAGGCUGUCGCUGGGCUCAAUGGAAUGCAACUGGGAGACAAAAAGCUGAUCGUCCAGAGGGCGAGCGUGGGAGCUAAAAACGCCAAUCCUACCUCCAUCAUAGAGACCCCAGUGACGCUGCAGGUCCCUGGGCUUCAGAGGCUGCAGAACUCUGGCAUGCCCACGGAGGUGCUGUGCCUUCUCAACAUGGUGAUGCCUGAGGAGCUGGUGGACGACGAAGACUACGAGGAGAUCCUGGAAGACAUCCGCGAGGAGUGCUGCAAGUACGGCAGCGUCCGCUCCAUCGAGAUCCCCCGGCCCGUUGACGGUGUGGAAGUCCCCGGCUGUGGAAAGAUCUUUGUGGAGUAUGUGUCUGCUGCAGACUGUCAGAAAGCCAUGCAAGCCCUCACCGGCCGCAAGUUUGCCAACAGAGUGGUGGUCACAAAAUACUACGAUCCGGACAUGUAUCACAGACACGAGUUUUAAAGCACAGAUGAGUCUGAUGGAGAAUCUCACUCCUCUUUUCUGUUUGUAAGCUUGGGUUCAGUCAGUUCCUUUACUCCUCUGAAUGUUGUGAACGUGUCCUUAGAGACUGGACUGGGAAAAGACAUUUUAUUACAUCUUCUACUCUACAAACUGAACUGCAGUGUGUGUUUCUUCAGUACUGAAUAUCUAACUCCCAGCUUUAGCCUAAUACCCCUACAGUGAACUGAACUCAUUCUGAAUUUUAAAAAAAAAAUGACUGUAGUAUACAUUACAUUUGCAGUAGAAUGAAUGUGACAUGUAUCUUACCUAAACCUAAACUAAUACUGCCUGACAAUGCCAGAGUAGCUGUCUAUCAAGUAUGCACUAUAUGAGAAAAACAACAGUCAAAUGUUUAGAUUUCCCUCCUGAGCACAAAUAUUUAUUUCUGUUUUAGACCCAGAUUUGAGAAGCCAUUAUAAUGUUAAUUGUGUGGCUAUGAGAAAAAAAAAGUUUUUAAUUUAUUUAUUUAUUUUUCCAGAGUAAUAUUUUUCCUCUAUACAUAUAUUAAUGUUCCUUAAACAUAUACAAUGCUAUUAACUGUACUGCUUAUAUAGACCAAAGGUUGACUUGUUUUGUCAUGUGAGAAGAUACGUUUUGUCGGAGCAGCCUCAAAGGUCAUUUUGUAAAUAUGAAAUAAUCAUGUCUAAACAAAUAAAAUUGGCCAUUCACACCGGAAGCUACUUGAAUUAGAAAAUAAUCUGAGUAAAAACUGAAUCAUCAUUGAAAAGAUUUCAUCAAAAACUGUUGACUGUUUUAAACCCCUCCCUCGAAAAGUGAUUAUCCAAUAGCAACUUCGUAACGGUAACUAUAAAUGUAAACAUUAUUUUCAAGGUUAAUAAGUAUAUAAUUUAUACUAUGCAUUAGUGAUGGUAUCACAGUUUAGGUUAACGUUGAGACAAAACACAUUGGGGAGUCUUAAUACUAAAAGUAAAAACAUUUGAAAACAGUUUAAAAUACAAACGUGCAAUUCAAAUGUCGGAUAAACAGCCAAACUGAAUCAAAGUCUGAUCUUACAUUUUCAUUAUAAUACCCGAAAUAACUAAGCUCACUUAAAAUAACUCAGCUGGAGACAUUAAAAUAUCAGCUGGAGAUGCAGUCGUCUUUUUUAACCAGGUCCAAUGGAGUAGUGUGAAUGUUAGCUUAACUGGUUAACAAGCUACAGCUUAUAAAGAUGGUCAGUGACAGUUGUCCUUUCAGCCAGAGAAAACAACAGUUGCUUGCUGAAAAACGAGAAAUUAUUUUUGUCUGUGUCUAUCUUAAAUCAAAGAACCAUUGUGUAAAAAAGUACAUGGGAUUUAAAUGGUAAAUCUUCCAUGAUAGCAUUUUCAGGCGCUUAUGUGCUGUGUGAGAAUGGAAAAUGGAAAUGAAAAGCAAGAGUUAACUUAACCAACAACGCAACAGUGACUAAGGUUGCCGGAGCUUAUGUGAGAACGGAAAGUAAAACCCACAUAGCAACAGUAACGAAGGGGGUGGGGCUUUAUAAACAGUCAAUUGUAUUCUUGAACCAGCAAUAGUCAACAAUUAAUUGAUAAAAUCAGAAUAACAAAAUCAAACCUGUCUUCAUGGUCUUGUUUAAAAAAUAAAGCAGAUAUGCACAUGUUAAGAAAUGCACCUUUAAGUUUUGUAGAUAGCAUACUGAAUGAAUUUUUUAAGCUUUAUUCUUUGUGUGCUGUUUUGCAUCUGUUGAUGAAAAUGUAUUAAAUUAGAGCAUUCAUUUAUUAUGAAAUAUAAUUUAUUUGCAUAAUAAAAUGCAGGCACAAAUACAGUAUCCAAACAGACACGUCAGAAAUUGGGAUGAUGACCUGGUUUGCACAUGCAGAAAACUAUCUGUACUGUUUCGAAGUAAACUAAUUGUGUUUUAAUGUAAUUAGCGGAACAUACCAAAUGAUAAUAAACUACUGUAUUUUAUACAUUUUUGGAUGGCCAGAAAUUUUAAACCAUUUUUAGUUUGUACAAUCCCUGCCACUGCCAUUGCCUUGAAUAAAUGCUUGCAUCCAC